This is a messenger RNA of Chondrus crispus (carragheen), 2355 nucleotides long. RefSeq lists its product as hypothetical. Gene Ontology annotation, biological process: carbohydrate metabolic process. The transcript has 3 exons. The record is from RefSeq and is a predicted model, not a curated record. Bases 1 to 2355 code for a protein of 784 amino acids. Lineage: Eukaryota; Rhodophyta; Florideophyceae; Gigartinales; Gigartinaceae.
AUGCGGCCGCGGAGGCGGCUGUGGAUGACUGGGGUAAGGCCACGAGACACAUUUUCACUCGCAGCGCCGUUGCUUCAGGUAGACCGUAACUCGUGCUGGCUUUCUCGUGCCGCGGCAAAGAUGCAGGCCUUCGUGGCACUUCCUAGUACAAGCAGGGGUUUACGAGCGGGACCUGCACCUGGCUUGCUCACCUCAUGCUCCCGCCGGAAUCCGGGCCGCCGGCGUGUCUUCGUUUCAUUACGUGCUUCCGACUAUGAUCACGACUACAGCGCCCCGACAAGCACGGCACCUCUUUCUACGCAGCCGGGGCGCACGGCGGCAUCCGUCAAUCAUCGGCAGAGGCGAAGCGGACCGGCAGUUCCGCUUUUGUACGACCGAAGAAGACGCCCCAAUGCGCUCAUUUCUGAAACGUCGCGGUACCUGGUCGACUCCGCGUAUGAUGCUGUUCGCUGGUAUCCAUGGGGACAGCAAGCCUUUGAUGCCGCCCGCGCUGCACACAAGCCCAUUUUGCUGUCGUCGGGGUUUCUCUCAUGUCAUAUGUGUGACGUUAUGUCUGAACACUUUCGGGAUCCCGCACUGGCAGCUUUACUCAACAAACGUUUCAUUUGCAUAAAAGUUGACCGAGAGGAACGCCCAGAUGUCGACUCUGUGUAUAAUUCAUUCGUCCAGGCGGUGACGGGCCGGACUGGCUGGCCACUAACAUGUUUUCUGACUCCGGAAUUGGUCCCCUUUGUUGGGGCGACAUAUCUUCCGAAGGACAGAUUAAGUAGCGCCGUUGAGUCAAUUGCUGAUCGAUGGGAGAAUAAUCGUGCGAAGGUCGAGGCAGAUGGCGUCAAGGUGCUCGGCGCAUUGCGUGACCUCUUUGAGCAGGGUAGUCAUGACCCUUCGGUAAAGAUAGGACCUGAGAUGUUGAGAAAGGCAUUCCACACCGCGGAUACAUGCUUUGAUGUUGCGCAUGGCGGUUUUGGUUCCGCUCCGAAAUUCCCUCGUCCCUCUGUGUUCGACUUUUUGUUUAGUAUGCAUCUAUCCGGAGGGCUUGAUGAGAGGUUGCGCGCAGAAUCUCUUGACAUGGUUUUGGAUAGCUUGCGUGAAAUGGCAGCGGGAGGAAUCCACGACCACAUCGGCGGCGGUUUCUUUCGGUACGCACUGGAUGCGGCAUGGCAGGUCCCCCAUUUUGAGAAGAUCUUGAGCGACCAGGCACAGUUGGCAUCGUGUUACCUCAAUGCAUAUCUCAUUACCAAGGACAGUGCAUUUCGACAUGUAACAUGCAAGACAUUAGAUUUUGUGAUGGCGGAGAUGCGAGACCCAAGCAACGGUUCAUUUUACAGCGCUAUUCACGCGGAUUCCGAGUCACAGUUCGACGUGAAUAAUGCGGCAGCAGAAGGAGCCUACUACACUUUUAGCUCUUUCGAACUAAUGCUAAUGCUGGGUGAGCCGGCAUCCACUAUCUUCAACAUGCGCUAUGGCAUCGAGCCGGCGGGAAACGUGUCCGAUUCUGCUGUGGCUAAGGCAGAGCUCGGUAGUUUAGAGGGUCUCAAUGUGUUGAGAAUCUCAGCAUCUGUUCCCGAAAUAUCUUCGAGCCUUGGGUUGCCUGAGAAGGAGGUGCGCCACAUUCUUCAAACGGCGACGAGAAAAGUAUUUGAAGAACGCUCAAGGCGCCCCCGCCCACCAACGGAUGACCUUGCCAUUACGUGUUGGAAUGCGCUUGCAAUCACUGCGCUUGCUAGAGCAGGGGCGGCUCUGGAUAGGCAGGAUUAUGUGGAUGCCGCCAUCACGGCUGCUAAUGUUAUUAUGACUCGCAUGGUUGUGCGACAGGACAGAAAGACUGAUUCUAUUUAUCUUGCACGCGCCUUUCGUGGAAAUCGAGGACGUGUUGGGGCGUUUGCGGAAGAUUACGCCUACGCCGUUCAAGCCUUCAUCGACAUAUACGAGGUGACGGGAGAAACCAAGUAUCUCGUUUUUGCGAGGCAGUUGCAAAAUGCACUUGAUCUCGAAUUUUGGGAGGACGGAGGAUACACUACCGCAAAGAAGACUGACAAAUACAUCUUGCUGAGACGCAAAGAGGACUAUGAUGGCGCAGAGCCAUCGUCAUCCAGCGUUGCUGCUCUCAAUUUAGUACGCCUGUCAUCUCUCUUGGGCGACGAAGCGCUUCUCGAUCGUGCGAACGAUAUUGCAAGCUCUUUUUCUAGAGUGCUGGAUUCAUCGCCACUCGCGAUGCCUAUGUUACUAGUGACUGUUCAAGCGCUUGCGGCGGAAUCCAAAAGAGUGGUCGUAGUUGGGGACAAUGACCAGGCAUCCAAUAUGUUGUCUGCCUACUGGUCUCGAGGACUUCCUCUCAAGGCCGGCAGAGAAUAG